Molecule: messenger RNA, 6775 nt
Organism: Chroicocephalus ridibundus (black-headed gull)
Lineage: Eukaryota; Metazoa; Chordata; Aves; Charadriiformes; Laridae
Gene: SKIDA1
Product: SKI/DACH domain containing 1
Exons: 1
Coding region: 3151-5655 (834 amino acids)
Source: RefSeq, a predicted model, not a curated record
AAAAAAAAAACCCCAACCCAACCCAAACAAACGAUGGAGAAGUAGAGAGAGAGAGGUCUCCGUGUGAGGUGCGGAGAAAGAUGUGCAGCCGAAAGUGUGUGUAAGUAGCGGGUGGGGAUGUGUAGGUUUGGGCGUCUGACAUUUCCCGAGGCUCCUGGUGGGUUUCUCCCCGGCGACGUUUGGCUCUGCCUCGACCCCGCGCUCAUGGCCGCAACCUUUGGGGGAAAUCGAGGUUUUGCCGAAAAGCCGCCACGACUUUCAACCGUUCGGUCGCGGCGGCGUCAAACCAAGAGAAAUAACGCAUUUUUUUAAAAUAAGUUGCCGAAUCCCCACUGCCAGGCUGUCACCGGCAGGACGUGGGCGCGGGUGCCCGUGGCUCCCUGCGUGCGAAGGCACGCGUGGAUUUACACGGGGAGCCAGCCCAGCUGAACUACCUGGCAAAUAAAGGACUUUUCUGCCCAUCGCAGUUUUUGGUAACAUCUUCCGAGCAGCUUUCUCGGAGUUUACUGUUCCUUUACUGUUGACUCCAUAGCCUUAACCUUAAAGCAGGGGGAGGAGAGCAGUAGGGAGGGGGUGGGGGUGUUGGCAGCAUAUAAGUACAUCAGGAGGAAUUUUUAAACGACCUUAUUGUCUCUAGCUCUAGAAAGACCGCGAUGAUUUUUUUUUAGCGCCAGCAGCUGUUUUCUCUCGAAACUUUGCUUCCAGCCUCAGCACAGCCCAGGCUGCCCCUCGCACGGGCGAGAGGGAGGAAGGCGAGGAUGGGGGGGAUCCAGAUGCGAGGCGAGGGAAGGCGAACUCCGCGGAUGGUCUGAGCUGUGCCGAGGCAUUGUUCACUGCUGCCUCUCGGUUACGUUUAAAGGCUGAAAUAUCACGAGAUCCACUCAAUGAUCCUUUUUUUUUUUUUUUUUUUCCCCCUCUUCUUAAUUCGAGGGACAAAAUGUAAUUUGCCGUAGCUCUGCUCGCUCGGAUGGGAAUACUAUCCCUGGGUUUCAAAGGGAAGAACUAGGCAUCGCGGUUCGCGCACACAUGGAUUAAGUUGAACAGCGGCGAUUACAUCUGCGCUGAGAGCAACAGUAGUCCAGGGCUGACUUUUCAAAUCUCAGCCCUCCGAGUUAGAGGCUCCCUUGAAUAGACUUCCUCCAUUCCCGGAUGCACUUCGCCAAAUUCCCACUUCUCUCUAGAAUUCCUGCGAAAUUGGGGGCUCGCCUGCAUUUCGCCUUGGCGUGCAAAUCUGCGUUUUUUACAGCGUGAUUAUGCGCUUUAUUUUAGCUGUACCUGACGGGGUAACACGAACUCCACGCACCAUAUUGCCAAUACGCGGAGUGGAUAUUGACGUUUGGGAUUGAAGAUUUUUUUUAAUUUUUUUUUUUUUUUGCCCCUCCGUCGAUUUUUGGUUUUUUUUGCCAAGUCCCAGAAAUAUGAGAUGUCUCAUUAAUCUCACGGAUAUGUCUAAUUCUGGAUGUGCAGUGAUACAUAAAAGUGCUCGUGUUUGUAUCCAGCGGAACACUGGAUGCACGGCAGAGAUUGGUGAUUUUUUUUUUCGCGGCGCCUAACGUGCAAACCGCAAGCAGCAUCACUUUAACGUGACAAGGGAGAGGCAUGCAGCUAUCGCAACAUUUGCGAAACCCUCGCUCCUGACACUCCAACAAUUUAACGUUCCUGAGAAGAGGUUAAACCUUCGUGCUGCUUCUUCGAAUUGAUUUUAAGGGGCUGCUAUAAAUGGAACAUCCAAAAGCUGCGGCAGGGCUACUCCGAGCGGAAUAUGCAAACUGCGAGCCAGAAGCAUCCUAGCCCGUUGCAAUAUCGCAGAUUGUGUGUGCCAGCACUUUUUUGUUAUUACGUAAAGCCUCUUGGAAGCACCUUGGAUAUUUUACAUUCUCCUUUCUCUGCUGGAAGCAAUCAGCACGCAGGAAUCCUGACGUGGGCUCUGGGACUAUAGGACAUUCCAGCUAGUGAUCCAGCACGGUUAAUUGUGAAAAGUGUAUACAUUUCUGGCUUAUCUAUGCUUUGUUAUGGGUCUGACGUGAGCCCACGUCCUCCUACCCCCUCCUGCAAUAUUACAGGCAGAAUUUCGGUAAAAAGUGUUACAGUAUCACGGUGCGGGAACCCGUGAUAUUCAGGCAGCAAAAUAACCUUAGUCCCCGGCUGUAAAAAGCUAAUUAAGCAGAAGAGGAAAAUCAAGAGAAACUCGAAAAUGUAAGUAUUCCCUCUCGUUAACAACCGAGCGUUUAACUUUGGAGCCUCAGAAAGGGAAAUACCAGGCGGUUCUGCACGUUUUCGCUAAGCUUCAUUUUCCACACAAUGCAGAAUAAAAUGCUAGUUUAAAGCGGCUACGUUACCGGAGGAUUUUCCAUCGCUACGAUCAGACUUAUGUCCUUUAAAUUCACGGCAUGCACAAAAGAGCAACGUUUGUCCGAAACAGGCUAAAAAUAUACGAAACGAUAGGGAAAAAAGCAUGCAAAUCCUCCCUCGGAAGCUAGCGACGAGGAAGUCUGAGAGGUCUGAGUGUGUUUGAGCUCGGAUUGUUUAAUAGAAAGAUUUAUAUACUAACUGUAUUAUUUACUUUGGGAGGGGAGGUGGCAGUAUAAGGGUAUGCUAAUUAGUGGGAGAUUUUUUGGGGGAAGGGGUGGAAUAUCAAUUUUUAUUGCAUCACCUGUCAGGAGUGUCCAAUCAGCGUUGGCUUUAGGGGAAUUAAUUGAUGAAGGUGUCUCCGGACGAGCUCACUUCACUCUGUCAUUUUAUUUGUAGCUAAAGCAGCGGCGGGAAUAGCAGCUGCAUUUCUUUUCUCUUCCUCCCUUCACAUUCCAUUAUCAUAGUUUCCAAUGGAAAAGCAGGGAAUGAAAGGGAACAGGUACUGAUCUUCAGCAGCAACUUAGAGAAACACUUUGGCAAACCUGAUUUUUAAGAUUAUAUAUUGAUUGUAGCCUCACGGUAUUUUUUUAAUUUAUUUUUUUAAUUUUGUCUAAAGUUUGGCACUUCAUUCACCAGGAAUAACAGCCUUUGUUAUAUUUUAUUAGCAGGAUGCCUUGAGACAAAUACAGCAUCUGGCUGAGGAUUGUGUGUGUGUGGCUUUUUCUUUUUUUUUUCUUUUUUUUUUUUUUCAUCUCUCUCUCUCUCUCUGCAAAUGCUGGGAAUAAUUUAAUUCACGAAAUGGGAGACCUGAAGUCGGGUUUUGAAGAGGUGGAUGGCGUGAGGCUCGGCUACCUCAUCAUUAAAGGAAAGCAAAUGUUUGCACUCUCCCAGGUUUUUACAGACCUGCUCAAAAACAUCCCGCGAACUACCGUGCACAAGCGAAUGGAUCAUUUAAAAGUAAAAAAGCAUCACUGCGACCUGGAGGAGUUGAGGAAACUCAAAGCCAUCAACUCCAUCGCUUUCCACGCCGCCAAAUGCACCCUGAUCUCCAGAGAGGACGUGGAAGCCCUUUACACAUCCUGCAAAACCGAACGGGUCCUUAAGACGAAACGGAGGAAAAUAAGCCGGGCGCUGUCAACCACCGACCUCCGGCCGGAGCUGGCGCCCACCGACCCCUUCUCCGGCUUCUGGAAGGAGAACAAACUUUGGCUGGGUUUGAAUGACUCUCCCCGGCCCCUGCUGCCCAUCCGGAGGAAAGCUUUGCGUCCGGGGGACACAGCCUUGCUACCGGCCUCUCAUCUACCUCACAUUUUUAGUAAAUACACUGGCCACAGCUACCCAGAAAUCGCUCGGGCGCCUUGCAAACCCCCCGUAAACUAUGAAACGGCGCCGGCGGCGGGCGGCUGCGCGCCCCUCCGCUCCCGCCGCCCGCCCGCCGCCCGCCCCCCGCCCGCCGCCGCGGCGCGGCCGCGGCUCCCGGCCGCAGGCCGCCCGCCCCUGCCCGCCCGCUGCCGCCGCCGCCACCGCCGCCACGGGGCGGCCGCCGCCGCCGGCCCGCUGGGCCCCCCCGGCGGCGCCCGCCGGCCCCUGGCCGCACAGAGGCCCUGCCGGCCCCGCGGCGCCCCGCGGCUGCCGCUGCCGCUGCCCCGCGGCUUCGGGCCGCCGCCGCCGCCCGCCUUCCCCGAGAGCGGCAGCAGCGACUCGGAGUCCAGCUGCUGCUCCGGCCGCGCCGCCCACGACUCGGACUGCGGCUCCAGCCUCUCCAGCUCCAGCGAGGGCAGCUCGGAGGAGGAGGACGAGGAGGAGGAGGAGGACGAGGAGGGCAGCGGCGCCUCGGACUCCAGCGAGGGCAGCUCGGAGGAGGAGGAGGAGGAGGAGGAGGAGGAAGAGGAGGAGGAGGAGGAGGACAGCACCUCGGACUCCGACUCCAGCUCGGUCUCCAGCCAGGUCUCGGUGCAGAGCAUCCGCUUCAGGCGCACCAGCUUCUGCAGCCCGCCCGGCGUGGUCCACGCCAACUUCUUGUACCAUCUGGCGGCCGCCGCCGCCCCCCGGCCCCCGGCCCCGGCCCCGGCGGAGCCCGGCGGGCUGCCCGCCCUCCGCGGCGCUGCCGGCGGAGUCAAGCCGGAGCUGCCGGAGGAGUGGGGCCGCCCCGGCUGGGCUCCCGCCGCCCCGGCGCUGCGCUGCUCCGGCGGCCUGGGGAGCUGCUUCGCGGAGAUAAGAGAUGAUAGGGUAUCCGAGAUCACAUUCCCACACUCUGAAUUUUCCAAUAAUGCCAAGAGUACUGACCUAACAAUUAACUGUGUUGCAAAGGGGGCCUCUUCACCUAGCCCAAAGACAAACAAUGCAUUUCCACAACAAAGAAUACUCAGAGAGGCAAGGAAAUGCCUUCAAGCAACUACUACACACCGUGCAGAUAACAAUACAAUAGCUGCUAGGUUCUUAAAUAAUGAUUUUUCAUCAGCGGCAGCAAAUUCAGAGAAAGAUUCCAAAAUCCCUCAUUGUAUUGAAUUUGCCACGGAUUUGCCCUCUUUACAAACUGAUCCUGAGGAGGAUGCUGCUUCUCCAGGGGCAGCAGCAGCAGCUGAGCUCCAGUGCACUGAUACAGGCAAUAAGACAUUGCCAUUCCUGCACAGCAUUAAAAUCAAAAUAGAGGACAGCAGUGCGAACGACGAGUAUGAGCCUGACCUUACAACACAUAAGCUAAAGUGUGAGUGCAAUGAUACUAAGGAUGAGUUUUACGGUGUGACUGAGAGUAAUAACCAGGACGCUUUAUUAACAGCCAAGGAAGAUUCUGCAUGCACUGAGAAAGAAACCACUUCCUUAAACCCGCUGACUCAGAGUCAGGUCCUCUCAUGCACUUUAGGUACUCCAAAACCUGAGGAUGGGGAGUAUAAAUUUGGAGCAAGGGUGAGAAAAAAUUACAGGACACUGGUUUUGGGAAAGCGACCUGUACUGCAGACUCCUCCAGUCAAACCAAAUUUGAAAUCAGCUCGAAGCCCACGUCCUACAGGUAAAAUCGAGACACAUGAAGGAACACUGGAUGAUUUUACAGUUAACAAUAGACGCAAAAGGGUAGCCAGCAAUGUAGCAUCAGCAGUGAAAAGGCCAUUUAAUUUCAUGGCAAAUUUUCCCUGUCCACCAUCACUAAUUAUUGGCAAUGAUGGGGAUUUGUUGCCAGCUUAUUCCUUAAACACCACUAAGGAUUCCCAACCACCUCACAAGGCCCAUCCUGUAUGGAAAUGGCAGCUGGGCGGUUCUGCAAUACCUCUUCCACCUAGCCACAAAUUCAGGAAAUUUAAUUAAUAAAAUAGUUUGGAAAAUAUUUUCUUGAACCACCUUUAACUUUCUUACGUUUUUUAAACUCUGCAGGAUGGUUUGUACAAGCCCAUUAAUGCUAUACACACUUUUGGAAUCCUGUUUUAUCACAUUGUGAAGACAGAAACCGGAUUACUAUUUUCUUUACCAUUACGACAGUGGUUUUUUGUUUUGGUUUGGGUUUUUUUAUUUUUUUGGUUCUGUUGCAUUUGGGUUUUGUUUUUUGGUUUGUUUUUUUUUUUGGUUACAUUCCACAGAGUACUUCAGGCUAAAGACUCAAGUUAAACUCAGUUAUUAUGGUAGAGCUGGAACACUUUACUGUUUAAAUGCUAAUAAUGCACCAGUACCUCAAUUCAACUGCUGCAAAUAAAUGUCAAAAGGUUGAAUAAUAAAUAUUAGAAUGAGCCAUUAAAUUUAUGCACUAGAUUUCGAAAAUGGAAGUCUAACUGUUAAUUCAGUUAAAGUUUGUUAAGUUACAUGGUUGCACAGUAAGGGUUCACUAUAAUUCAAUGUGGCAGCAGCCUACUUUUCGGAAGCUUUGUUUUCGGGUGCAGGGGUGUCUUUUUCGAAGAGCAGUUGCACUUACUCCUUUUUCUCUGGUUUGGAAAGGCUGGGGUCCGCCUGCGACCCCAGUGCUGGGAAAAGCUGCCUCAUCUGAAACCAGUAAAUAAAUGUGGAAUUCUAUUUUUGGUAAAAGGGUGUCUUUUUACUUGUACAGCCACUCUUUGCAAUUGGGAAGCCUUUUUGUUUCACCCAGAGGUCUUAAAUAAGGUUACUGUUACCCACUAAUGUCAUACUUAAGUUGUGGUCUGAACAUGCCCCUUACAAACUUGCAAAGCAACUAAAAUAUUUGCCCGGCUAGCAGCACAAUUUAUGGUCCAGCCCCUCACGCUGGCUGGAGGAAAUAGCAAAGCAGUAAAUACAACACAGAAAGUGAAACGAGAGGCCGUAAGUGGCAAGAAUACACAAAACGAGAAGACCAUGUUAUUCAUAGCUUUUUUUGGCACCAAAACUCAGGCGUUUCAACCGUGUUACACUUCCCGAUUCUACCCUCAUCUCUUGAAAUUUGUUGUCGUGGGGUUUGUUGUUUUUUGUUUUUUGUUUUUUU